AUGGCGUACGCUCAGCCCUUCCCUCUCGCUGCGCCUCAGCACAAAGGCCCGUCUCAGCCCACAUUCGGCCCAGACCUUGCCGUUCGCCUCAUCUGCCCCGAAUGCAGAGAUCCGAAUCCCAAUAUUGUCGAGGAGUUCGGUAGUGGAGACCUCGUUUGUGGUAACUGUGGUUUGGUUCUGGGGGAUAGGAUCGUCGACACGAGAAGUGAAUGGCGGACUUUCGCAAACGACGAAGGAGAUGACCCAUCGCGUGUUGGUGCCGCCUCGGAUCCUCUAAUGGAGGGAAUGGAGCAGUUGGACACUGUCAUUAGCUUCAGGGAUGGGGGGUCGGGUAUUGCACGAGAGCUUCAACGCGCGGCGUCACGCUCCCAAAGCUCCCGUUCUGAACGCAACAUCCUCACCGCGUUCCGGGACAUUUCGAGCUGGUGCGACCAGUUCUCCCUACCCAAAACGAUCAGCGAUAUCGCGAAACAGCUAUACAAGCGGUCCGAUGAAGAGAAGCUCCUUCGCGGAAAGCCGUUGGAUGCUGUCAUCGCGGCUUGCAUCUUCAUUGCUUGUCGACAGGCCCAUGUACCGCGGACGUUCCGUGAGAUUUGCAACCUCACGCACGUAUCGAAGAAAAUUCUCGGACAAUGCUAUAAAGCAUUAGAACAGGCAUUCAACCUGUCGCCGGGCGCGUCGACAAACAACACGUCGUCAUCACCUUCCACAGGACCUGAAACCCUCCUGGUCCGAUAUUGCAAUCACCUCGACUUGCCACCCAACGUGCAAUCUAUCUGCUCCGACAUUAUCGUUGCAGCGAGGAAACACGGUAUCGCUGACGGACGUAGUCCUGUGUCCAUUGCUGGUGGGGCGAUCUACUUUACUUGCCUCUUGCUAGGCAAGUUAAAGUCGGUUAGGGACAUCAGCAUGGUCGCGGGUGUUAGCGAAGGGACCAUUAAGUUGGUCUAUCGACUAUAUUACGCUGAAAAAGAGAAGCUGGUGAAGCAAGAGUGGAUUGACGAGGGCAAGGCCAAGCUAGAUCGGCUUCCUUUCGACACUACCAAGUAG
Molecule: messenger RNA, 1050 nt
Organism: Cyclocybe aegerita
Lineage: Eukaryota; Fungi; Basidiomycota; Agaricomycetes; Agaricales; Hemipholiotaceae
Source: the annotation of a GenBank genome assembly